This is a messenger RNA of Solea solea (common sole), 4953 nucleotides long. It is a transcript of the gene lgr6, whose product is annotated as leucine-rich repeat-containing G-protein coupled receptor 6. Lineage: Eukaryota; Metazoa; Chordata; Actinopteri; Pleuronectiformes; Soleidae. The coding region runs from base 661 to 3555 and encodes 964 amino acids. Gene Ontology annotation, biological process: G protein-coupled receptor signaling pathway. Gene Ontology annotation, molecular function: protein binding; protein-hormone receptor activity. Gene Ontology annotation, cellular component: membrane. The transcript has 18 exons. The record is from RefSeq and is a predicted model, not a curated record.
GUGUGUGUGUGUGUGUGUGUGUGACAUUCCAGCAGUGGAAACCUGAGAAGGUGGGACUCUUUCUGGUGAUCGAGGGGAGCUGAGGUGUCAGAAUUCCAAUUUCCAGAAAACGGUUGCUCCCAAUAACACACUGUGUCACACACACACACACACACAGUUGUAAACAUUGUCUCUCUUUCUCUCGGCUUCAUUCAGAAAUGUUGCCUCACACCAGUGUGAACUUCUCUGCUUCCUCCUCCUCCUUUAUAUCUAUCCUUUCUUCCUUCCUUCCUUCCUUCCUUCCUUCUCUUCCGUCCUCAAACUAAGCGCUCCCUCGCUCUAUUUUCCCAAAGACAGAGAGAGAGAGAAGAGGGAAGAGUUUGAGGAUCUCAGGCUCCUCCUACUUUCCGGAGAUGCUCCAGCCCAUCCCUAAAUUAUGGACCAAUGAGUGAAGCUCAUUCACAGCUCAUGCAGCUCCUCUACAAUAGGUAAAGAGAGAGAGAGAGAGAGAGAGAGAGAGAGAGAGAGAGAGAGAGAGGAACACACACACACACACACACACACACAGAGAGAGAGAGUGUAAAUGAAGAGGAGAUGAAGAGGUAGACGAGACAGGAGACAAUAAGACACACAGACAGACUGACGGACACCUUCCUCAUUGAUCAUUGAUCUGAAGACACCAUGCUGGUGGACAUGCAGACAGGUGGACGGUCACACAUGUCUCCUGUGCUCCUGCUGCUCUGCAUGAUGGCAGCAGUUUGGGGUCAGAGCAGACGGGGGUCAGCAGCAGAGACGUCCCUCUGUCCGUCUCCAUGUCAGUGUGAAGACGAUGGGAUAUACGUCAUGGUGGACUGUUCUGAGUUAGGACUAUCAUCUGUGCCGCUGAACCUGAGUCCACUUACCACGUAUCUGGACCUGAGCAUGAACAACAUCAGCGAGAUCCCGUCCAGAGCCUUCCACCGCCUGCACCUGCUCUCAGAGCUGCGUAUCUCGGGGAAUCAGCUGAGGUACAUCUCGGGUCACACUCUCCAGGGUCUCUACAACCUCAAAGUACUGAUGCUGCAGAACAACCAGCUGGAGAGGCUUCCUGAUGACGUGCUGUGGGACCUGCCCAACCUACUGUCCUUGCGUCUGGAUGCUAACCUGUUGUCAGAGGUUCCAGCCGGGACCUUCCGAGGGGUCCGAUCCCUCCGACACCUGUGGCUGGACGACAACUCGCUCACAGAAAUCCCAGUGACGGCCCUGGACUCUCUGCCCUCCCUGCAGGCCAUGACGCUGGCACUCAACCAGAUCACACACAUCCCAGACUUUGCCUUCACCAACCUCUCCGCCCUCGUCGUGCUUCAUCUACAUAACAACCAGAUCCAGAGCAUGGGAGCGAGAUGUUUUGAGGGUCUGCAAAGUCUGGAGACGCUGGAUUUGAACUACAACAAUCUGCAGGAGUUUCCUGUGGCCAUCAGGACACUGAGCAAGCUGCAGGAACUCGGUUUCCAUAACAACAAUAUCAAAGCCAUUCCUGAGCGAGCCUUCGUGGGAAACCCUCUGCUCCAAACCAUUCACUUCUAUGAGAACCCCAUCCAGUAUGUGGGAAAGUCCGCCUUCCAGUUCUUACCGAAGCUGCACACACUUUCUCUUAAUGGAGCAGCUCAGAUUCAAGAGUUUCCUGAUCUGAAAGGAACCACCAGUCUGGAAAUUUUGACGCUGACCCGGGCUGGUCUCUCCGCUCUGCCACGGGAUCUGUGCGAGCAGCUGCCUCGCCUCAGAGUGCUGGAGCUGUCUCACAACCAGAUCGAGGAUCUGCCCAGCUUUUACCACUGCUCUGCUCUGCAGGAGAUAGGGCUUCAACAUAACCAAAUCAGGAGGAUAGAGUCGAGCACGUUCAAGCAGCUGACCUCUCUGCGAGUGCUAGAUCUGAGCUGGAACAUGAUCGAGUGGAUUCACCCCGACGCCUUUUUCUCUCUUCACUCUCUGGUCAAACUGGACCUGACGGAGAACCGACUCAGCUCAGUCCCCGUCGCAGGUUUGGGGGGCCUCACACAUCUGAAGAUGAAGGGCAACACAGAUUUAUACGAGGCCUUCAGCCCCGAUCACUUCCCACGCAUGAGGGUGAUUGAGAUGCCUUACGCCUAUCAGUGCUGCGUUUACGGCUCGUGCGACAGCUACAAACCGGCUAGUCAGUGGGACACGGAGCAGAGCAACAUCGAUGAGGACCUGCACAAAAGGACUGUGGCCAUGUACCCUAUCCAUGCCGACAGACACUAUGACCCUGACCUGGAGGAGUUCCAACUGGAGAUAGAAGAGUCAAAAAUUCAAACCAGUGUCCAGUGCACACCCACCCCAGGUCCUUUCCGUCCAUGUGACUCCCUGCUGGGCAGCUGGCUGGUCCGUGUGGGCUUAUGGUCCAUUUCCCUGGUGUCUCUGCUGGGAAACACCGUCCUGCUCCUGUCCCUCUUCAGUUCACCGGGCUACCUGUCACCGCUCCGCUUCACUGUCGCCUGCAUGGGCGGGUCCAACCUUCUGACAGGUGUGUGCACGUGCACCCUGACCCUUGUGGACACUCUAACUCUGGGGGAGUUCAACCACCACGGCGCCCGCUGGGAGGGGGGUCCUGGUUGCCAGGCAACAGGAUGGGUGUGGGUGUUUGCAUCCGAGGCGAGUGUAUUGCUGCUGACGCUCGCAGCUGUGCAGUGUGGCGUGAGCGUGACUUGUGCUCGAGCUUAUGGGAAAUCCCCGUCCCUCGGAAGUGUACGCACAUGUGCGCUUUUCUGCCUCACCCUCUCCCUCACCCUCGCCUCCCUCCCACUGGUGGGAGUUGGGGAGUAUGGGUCAUCACCUUUUUGCCUUCCCUCGCCCCUGCCACCGCCUUCCUCCCGGCUGCCGUCCUCGCUUGGCUUCCCCUUAGCCCUCAUCAUGAUGAACACGCUGUGCUUGCUUAUAGUCACAGGUUCAUACAUUCGCCUUUACUGGGAGUUACUGCGGGGGGAGUGCGAGGGCCUGUGGGACUGCGCCAUGAUCAAACACGUCGCCUGGCUUAUAUUCACCAAUGGCCUCCUCUAUGUACCAGUAGCGUUCCUCUCCCUCUGCUCCCUUCUGGGUCUCCUCUCUCUGGGAGAGGAGGUGCUGAAAUCAACCCUUCUGCUUCUCCAGCCUCUGCCCGCCUGCCUCAACCCGCUCCUGUUCCUCCUCUUCACACGAGACCACACCCAGAUCUUCUCCUGGUCUCGCCCCAAAGCUCAUCCACAGCUACGCCGGGACCCCACUCUGGAUUCACUGGUUUCUGUGGAGACGGAGAAAAGUUCCUGCUCCGAUUCGUCAAUGCAGACAUCACUUGCCGAUGUGGACGGCAGUGGGUCCUCUUUCCGACCUCAACUAGACCCAGUCCGAUUUUCCCACUGUUCAUCAUCUUCCACGGUUCCUCUCAUCCCUUGUCAGAUACCCACUCCUGCUAGCAGAGAUAGAGAGCGGCCAAGCCUGGACCAGGACGAAGUUUUAUGGAGUUUGGAUCAAGAUGUGACUCGUAACGCGUACUCGCUGUAUCACUCCGCCAUCCCCCCGGCUCUCACGUCUCAUGCGUGAUCCUCCAAGCUCUGGCUGUUUGAAUCACUGGGACACUUUAGACAUUCAAGGACCAUCAUCGAACAGCAGCAGCUUUGGGUUUUUUGAUCCUCAAACAUCUCAGACUGAGUCCACACAGAAACUGUAGAGUCAAAAGAUCCCUUCACUAUUAAAGACUAUCAAAGGAAACACCUCAAUCCAGCGUGACUGUUAAAUUAAAGGACAGUUUUGGACAUUUCUCAGUGGACUGCGUCAGUCAUGGACACAAGAAAAAAACUUUAAAAAAAAGAGCUUAAUCUAACAAUCAGACAAGUCGAUGUUUUAGUCUGGCGGGAGUUUCGGGUAGAUUCAGUAGAGUUUUACGUGUAAAUGUUCAUACUAAAAUGUGAUAAUGAGGUUACAGAUAUUUUAAAUGGAGUUCUUAUCUUAUUUUUGUUUUGUUGCGGAUAAAAGUUCUAUGCUCUUGCUACGGUCCGUUUCAAAUAAAAGGGAUUAAUCACCAGACACAUCAGGAAAUUCUACCGGAGUAAGCUAAGAUUUGUCGUUUUGCUCACAGAGACGACAUACUUCUCAGACACUGUAAUAGAAAAACGCAACAGGAAAUAUGUUUUUUACGAUGUUUACAUGAUUUACGGUACCUUCAAAUUAGUAUUUGCGACAUUGUGAGUUUUGGCGUUCAUUUUCCAUUGCGCAAUAAAUUAAUAUAUCGAUUUUAGUGAUACAGAGAUUAGAAUUGAACUACACCAACGUUGGCCACAUGCUAGCUAGAGUUGUCUUUUGCUUACACGAUGGUGUUCUCUUAACUAAAGGCCGUGUUAUACUUCCGUGUGCAUGGCGCAAACUGCAUCACAUCAUCAACGCACAGCACGUGCAGCCCGGAUUUUGGAACCGCGUGCAACAAGCGUGUUGGGUGCAUGUGGACAGCGCAUGCGCGACCUAAACCUCCGCCCCACCGGGGGCGGCUACCCUAACAGAAGCAAUGCAGCAUGUGUGCGGAAGUGCAUCACAGGCUUUGGUUUUUCACUGCAGUUCAUAACGUCUCUACCCAUGUCGUAAACACGGGUUCUCGACCCCAUUUCAAGGCACCGUUUAUCUCACAUUAUGCAACUCUGCCAACAGGAGGCGGCGGUCGUACAGACUGUAAUGGGAUGUAGCUACCUUUCUACAGACAUUAGUGCUAGUAGGCUAGCAAUGUGUACAUACAAUGUAACUACCUCUGAACUAGCAUGGUAUUGACUCCCUACAUCCUUAUUGGUGUUUUGUCUUUUUUAUAUAAUAAAAGCAAAAAUAUAAUUUCAUGUUAAGAAAUAAAUCCUUAGUUUGUAAAAAAAAAAAAUUUGUGUUGCCAUUUAGGAUGUACAUACUUUGUAUACAACUGGUAAGCAUAUGUUUGAAUAAAAUUAUUACCUUCAUACUGUA